UGUUAUUUUGUAUUAUUUCUCUUAAUUAGUAAUCAUUUGUGUGAAGCAGUUGCAGGAAUUAUGGGUCGUCGUAAGAUUGAGAUUACGGAGGUGAAGGACUCCAACACCAAGCAAGUUACAUUUUCCAAGCGUCGGACAGGUUUGUUCAAAAAAGCGAAUGAAUUAUCCAUUUUGUGUGGAGCAGAAGUUGCUAUUGUUGUAUUCUCUCCUGGGAACAACCCUUACUCUUUUGGGCACCCAAGUGUUGAUGUCGUUGUAGACAAGUUCCUUAAACAAGAGCCGAAAUCAAAUGUUGUCCAAGGAACAUCUAAUGAAGCUGGUGACAUUGAUAGGCUGAAUCAACAACUAUCUAAUGUUGAAGAUCAAAUACGCGAGGAACAAAAGAAGGCUGCAGAACUCAACGAGAGAAUGAAACAAAAAGGAGUGACACAACCUUUUCAAAACAAAGAAUGGCAAGGUUCAUAUUUAGAGAUCCAAAAGAUGAAGGACUAUUUUGAUGCAAUCGAGGUGUCAAAUUAUAUGUUGCUCCUUGCAAAAGAACCAGUAGUUGGAAUAACCAAACAAGUUGCUACUAAGAAAAGAAGAAGGAAUUGAUGCUCAGUAGCAACACAUAUGUGAAAGUUAUAUAUCUUCAAAUUUAAGUUUCCUAUUGCUUC
Messenger RNA from Glycine soja, 656 nucleotides. RefSeq names its product agamous-like MADS-box protein AGL29. The transcript has a single exon. The record is from RefSeq and is a predicted model, not a curated record. Gene Ontology annotation, biological process: positive regulation of transcription by RNA polymerase II. NCBI's taxonomy places the organism in Eukaryota, Viridiplantae, Streptophyta, Magnoliopsida, Fabales, Fabaceae. Gene Ontology annotation, molecular function: protein dimerization activity; RNA polymerase II cis-regulatory region sequence-specific DNA binding; DNA-binding transcription factor activity, RNA polymerase II-specific. Bases 61 to 594 code for a protein of 177 amino acids.